AUGGAUACCAACCAACCUAGUACCGGAAUAAUCGCCUUCGAGGCCUCCCAUUUCCUCGCGACCGAGCUUCGACCCGUCCUCGCUUCCUCGCCUCGUGAUUCUCCCCCUCCAUCUCUGCCGAAAUCGCCUCUGCGAGAUCCCGCCCAGUCUGGCUCGGGAAACGUUGCGAGACCGAAAACUUCCCAUGCCGUGACCUCCUCUGCCAAACAUCCCGACCUUGGCCCCUCAUCGAAAUCAAAGGUCGAUCCUCUGACCCUGCCUCCCGUCAUCGGAGUCUCGUCGCCCGCCAUCGUCAACACCCCUCCCACCCCGACCCUGCCCUCCGACGACGAAGACGGCUUCCAACCCCGGCCGCCUGCCACCGCCGCCACCUGGAAGCCGCAGGCCCUAGGCUCGCCCCCCGCCGAUGGCACCACCUCCCGUGAAGCUGUAAACUCGCAUAAACGGAGCGCAUCCGCGUCGGCCACCGUCGUGCCCAGCAAGCUCUCCCACAUCUCGGUGAACCCGCUCACGCCCGCAACCGAAGGCGACGAGGUGCCCUUCAGCCCCAGCUCCGGUUUCUUCUCGUCUAUGCUCUCGGCCGCUCAGAGCGCCGCCACCAAUAUAGGCACCGGUAUCAACAUCAGAGCGAACAGGGGAGGCCUACAACGAUCAGCCACCCUGUCCACCGAGUCGGUCGCCCGCGCAGGUGGCGACAGCAAGCAACAGGCCGAACCCGAGCCGUCUGUGUCGUCGCCGUCGUUGACGGAAACGCAGGAUACCAUGGACAACCAGAAGGAUUCAGCCAUCCGGACGCUGGGUGCCGGUGACCUCAGCCUUAGCCAGCUAGGUGUCGUCGACCCUCCGAGCGCCCUCGCCUCCCCCGCCAGCGCUAGGUUCGCUGAUCUCGACAACAGGGGUCGCUCCGAGUCGGCGCCCACCGACAACCAGGACUUCGCCUCUCGGGGGUCGUCGAGUAGGCCUCACUCGCUCAACGGCCCGCCCAGCAGGUCGGCCACGCCUUCGCCAGACGGGAACGAUAAGGUCGCCCUCCGCCAAAGCGGCAGCCUGCGGAGCUCGCGCAAGGCUCAUAGGAAGAGGGGCAGCUCCGUCACCACCAGCAACACCGCGAAUGUCGUGGGCGCGCCGCUGUCGGGCGCCGCCACCAGCCCGCUGCCCCAGAAUCCGGCCGCCAGCGUCAGCACGCCCAAGCUCACGGGAUUUGCCAUUGCUAGUAAGAAGAGGAACCGCGACUUCCACAACGUCUUUAAGAGCGUCCCCGACGAUGAUUACCUCAUCGAGGACUACAGCUGCGCGCUGCAGAGGGAGAUCCUCGCGCACGGCCGCCUGUACGUGUCUGAGGGUCACCUAUGCUUCAGCAGCAACAUCCUGGGCUGGUCGACCACGCUCGUCAUGAGCUUCGAUGAGAUCAUGUCGGUCGAGAAGAGAAGCACGGCCCUUCUGUUCAAGAACGGCCUGAUGAUCUCCACCCUGCACGCCAAGCACAUCUUUGCCAGCUUCACCAGCCGUGACGCCACCUACGACCUCAUCGUCAACAUCUGGAAGCUCGGACACCCCACCCUCACCAGCACCCUCAACGGCGUCAAGGUCGAGGGCACCGGCGGCGACAAGACGGAGAAGCUCGACGGCGAUGAGCCCCUAGCCCUCGAGGGGGGCGAGGCGCAGCUCGACUCCGGCACGGAAGAGGAGACAGACGACGACGACAGUGACGACUUCUACGUCGAGGACGACAGCGACCUGGCAGCCGGCCGCAACUCGACAGCCGACCUCAACGGCGACGGCGCCGAAGCCGAAAAGCCCCUCCUGCGUAAGGCGUCGGGUGCGGCCGCCAACGGCGCCCCCGCGGCCGUCAAGGACAUGCCCGCAGCAGCCGGAGGAGCCUCCGCCGCCGCCGCCGCCGCGGUCGACUUCCCGGGGCCUGCGACGCACGCGCCCACCGACUGCGGCGACUCGGCAACGCACUACGACAAGGUGGUCGGCGACGACGUCAUUGCCGCGCCGCUGGGACAGGUGUACAGCCUCAUGUUUGGUGCCAACUCGGCCGCCUUCAUGACCAAGUUCCUGUCGGCCGACUCCAAGUGCAUGGACGUGCAGAUUGAAGACAAGAAGGGCCUCAGCCUGGACAACCGGAGCCACACCUACACGUACAUCAAGCCUCUCAACUCCACCAUCGGCCCCAAGUCGGCCAAGUGCAUCAUCACCGAGACGCUCGACUCGCUCGACUACGAAAAGGCGGCCAACAUCACCAUGGCCACGCAGACGCCCGACGUCCCCAGCGGCAACAUCUUUGUCGUCAAGACAAAAUACUGCCUCUCCUGGGCAGAGAAUAACAGCACCAGGGUAUUUGUCAACUGCACGAUCGAGUGGUCUGGCAAGAGCUGGAUCAAGGGCCCGGUCGAGAAAGCCGCCAGCGACGGCCAAGCAGAACACUGCAAGCUCAUCUUCUCCAGCAUCCGCGCCGCCCUGUCGUCUAGAUCGCGGGCCAACACGGGCACCAACGGAGCCGGAGGCAAGGGCGCCGGCGGCAAGAAGAAGGGCAAGAAGGGCAAGGCGGCGCAGUCGAGUCUCCAGUCGGCCGAGAAGUCGGGGUCCAACUCUAACGCGGUCCAACCCGACUGGGGUCCCCUCGAGCCCGUACGGUCGGUAGCCGAGCCGCUAUUCGACAUCGUACGGCCGCUGUUGACGGGCAACGUCAUGUACGGCCUCCUCGUCGGCCUCCUGGUGGCCGCAUGGUUCGGCUUCGGCCUCUCACCUAAGGGGGGGGGCGGAGCCGGCGCCGGCGGCACGGGCGGCGUCGGGGGAGCCGGCGGACCGGGUCAUUACGGAUACGGACCGAUCCGCGGGGGCCCUGACAGGAUGGCAGCCUACGAUGAGAUGUGGCGCAGGGAGGACAGCAACCUCUGGGAAUGGUUGGAGGAGAGGACGGGUAUGGAGAGGAUGUAUGCUGACGGGGCGCAUCCGCGGAGAAGAGUGCAGCGGCCGUACAGAGACGGCCGUAGGGACACCAAGGAGCUGGAAGAGGCGUUGAGAGUGACGCAGGCGAAACUAAAGAUUCUGGAGGAGGCCAUGGGGAAGUCUCCAUCUAGUAUGGAAGGCUGA
This is a messenger RNA of Geosmithia morbida, 3099 nucleotides long. RefSeq names its product GRAM protein. Gene Ontology annotation, molecular function: sterol binding; sterol transfer activity. Bases 1 to 3099 code for a protein of 1032 amino acids. The transcript is spliced from 4 exons. Gene Ontology annotation, cellular component: endoplasmic reticulum-plasma membrane contact site; mitochondrion; cortical endoplasmic reticulum. Gene Ontology annotation, biological process: intracellular sterol transport. NCBI's taxonomy places the organism in Eukaryota, Fungi, Ascomycota, Sordariomycetes, Hypocreales, Bionectriaceae. The record is from RefSeq and is a predicted model, not a curated record.